Messenger RNA from Cricetulus griseus (Chinese hamster), 862 nucleotides. The record is from RefSeq and is a predicted model, not a curated record. Lineage: Eukaryota; Metazoa; Chordata; Mammalia; Rodentia; Cricetidae.
UUGCUCUACAUCUGGGGAAAGCUUGAAACCCAGGAUGAUCCUGUCAAACUCCACGACUGUGAUGCCCUUUCUGGCCACACUGUGGCGGGAGACAGCUCAACAGGGAGGCGAUGCAUCCGGCCUGGCUCGCAGGUCUCAGCUCCGAGAUGACAGCAAGCUGGAAGCACUGUACAUCCUCAUGGUGCUGGGCUUCUUUGGCUUCUUUACCCUGGGCAUCAUGCUGAGUUACAUCCGAUCUAAGAAACUGGAGCACUCCCACGACCCAUUCAACGUGUACAUUGAGUCAGAUGCCUGGCAGAAGAAAGACAAGGCAUUCUUCCAGGCUCGUGUUCUGGAGAGCUGCAGGGCUUGCUAUGUCAUUGAAAACCAGGUGGCCGUAGAACAGCCUGCCACACACCUUCCUGAACUGAAGCCUUUGUCAUGAACCCCAUAGCUCAUUAAGAAUAGACAAGCCCUGCAUAUGGCAAUCGUCCUUCUGGUCACAGACCUGUCAUAGUCUUUAUUGUAGGGGUGCCACUGGAGUUUUUGCUACUGAAGCAUUGAGGGAUGAAUUAAUAAUACAAGUUUUCUAGAAUCACAUUUCUUCUAUAGUAGAUGAUCAGUUAAUUCUGCAGCACCUACCCUUGUCUUUUGAAAUCGAGCAGAGUCCUCAACAAUUUGCCCUCUGAGAAUGCAAGCCCAGUUUUUCCGAAAUCUCUGGACAUUGGCAGGGUCCCGUGACUAAGUUCUGGUUAGAAGAUACGGACAUGAGGAGUCCAGUUGGUAAUAGCUUUUGAAGAGGGAAGGGUGUGCCCUCUUUCUUCCUUGUCCCCCUAAGGACACUGAUACACUUGAGGCAGCUCUGACAGAAACAGCAAUCCAC